AUGAUGAAUGGUAGCAAUGACAUUACGAUGACGAUCGAGCAGGUCACAAGGGCAUUGGAGGCAUUGCACAAUCCAAUGUCAACGUCGGCUAUACAUCAACAGUCACAAGCCUACUUGGAAGAGGUCAAACGUAGUCCUAAUGCAUACACAUGUGCACUGGCUAUCCUCACACAUCGCAACGAGAUCGUCAGACACUAUGGUCUACACAUCAUAGAGAACCUUGUCAAGAACCAAUGGGUCAACGCAUCUGACGCUGAGAAGGAAAACGUCAAGAACGAGAUGUUAUCAUUCGUCUCAAAGAUUAGCGCAAGCGAACAAAAGUUCAUCAAAGAGAAGUUGGUCACUGUCGUGGUCGAGAUUGUAAAGAGGGACUGGCCACAGAGAUGGGCAAACUUAUUGGAGUCACUCAUUCAGAUAUCAUCGAUGGGUGCACCUCAGGCAGAGUUGGUACUGCUCACAUUGGGUCAAUUGCCACAUGAGAUCAUCUUUGACUCGACGUCCACAUCGAUGGUGGGCCUCUCGGAUCAGCGCAAGAAGGACUUGAUGGCGGGCAUCAACCAGGCCAUCACCUCGCUGUUCAGCUUCUUCUAUACAAUGCUCGAGACUAGAUACACACGAUACGUACAGGACAACAACGACACGGUCAACGCCAAUCUCAUCUCUACGCUGCUCUCGACAUUGCACUCGUACAUUGAAUGGGUGCCAGUGACACUCAUCCUACAGCACAAGCUCGACUUUAUCUUUUGCCAGCUGCUCAAGGACCUGCCAUUCAGGGUCAAGGCAGCCGAGGCCUUGCUGCUGUUUGUCAGUCGUCGCGUCGGUCGUCCCGAGGAGAAGGCCGAGCUGCUGACCGUGUUCAACAUGCUCGAUCGCAUCGUUGAGGCCAUGGGCGUCACCACCAGCAAUCAUGAAGCCGACUACGUCUUCCACAAGCGUCUGGCACAGAUGCUCACGGUGCUUGGCACCACGCAUCUGGGCCUGCCGCCCAAGGAAGGCCCGCCCUCCCCACUGCCCCCCAACUAUCACAUCUAUCUACAGCUGAUGACCCAGCUGCUCAAUCACCCUUCGAUCCUGCUCACGAGUCUGGCGCUGCCAUUCUGGUCGUCGCUGCUUAAGUCAACCGAGACGGUCGGCCAGAUACAGAGCUUCUUUGAGCCGCUGACCAAUGAGCUGCUCAACAUCUCACAGACCAAGUUGCUCAAGGUUGGCGACCCUGCCAAGGGCGACCAGACGCCACAGUCCAAAUACUCUGCGAUCGACUUUGGCACUUCACGCGAGUGGGGCAACUUCUAUGGAACUGUUCGCAAUCGUUUCGUGGACGUCAUCAAGCAACUUACAAGUAUAAGGAACGAACAAGCAUUCAACUUUGGAUAUAACAAGGUGAUGGAAUUGAUACCAAACAUUAAGACCAAUGUUACAUUGACACAUGAACAGACAAUGAUACUUGAGUCCAUAUCAUUCUUCCUUGAGAUCAUUGUUGGAUCACUCUCAUCAGACUUCUACCACAAGGAUACCAAGUAUCCACAGUGCACCAAAACAACAGAAUCACUCCUAAAGACACUUUGGGAUUCAACAUUCACCGAUCCAAACGCUACAUCAUUCCAAAUGGAUUGCAUCAAACCAUUCACAUCAUAUUACUCGAAUCAUCCAGAGAGCAUACAGAUGUUGCUCACAAAGAUUGUGCCAAUGAUACCGUUCAAGUCACAGGCAGAUAAUGCACCAGAGCUUGAGGGUCGCCUCUCAAACUCUUCAUUACACUGCAGACGUAGGAUCAUCUCCUGUCUCACCAAUCUCUCGAUGAACAUGACCGAUUGCAUGAUGCCAUUCCUUCCCCAGCUCUACCAAUCGGUGCAGCAGCUCUUCCAGAACAACCUGGUCACCGAGUCGGAGCGUGUGAUGCUCUACUACAUGCUCACUGUCCUUAACAACAACAUCAGCAAUUAUCAGAAGAACUCGGAGUUCCUCAGAGAACUGAUCACACCGGUGCUCACACUCUGGAACUCACCAGAGAUCACUGCCGCAGUGCAGUCGCCAGAGGCGCUGGUCACCUAUCUCGGCCUGCUCCCAUCACAGGCCAGCGAGGACUUCAGCGCAGUGGUCGCACGAAGGAAGAAGCUCCAGUUCGUCGUGGCAACUCUGCAGAUCUUCUGGAAGAAGACAACCCUGCCACCAACGCUGCAGGAGGAAGAGGGUUUCAUCCCAUUCAUUGCCAACGGCAUCAGCUACACAUCAAAAUGGCCAAUCUCAUCAUUCGUCAACAAUGUGUUGCCAAACGUCGUUGCACUGGCACACACUGUUCACGGCCUGUGGAACCCCACGGUGAUCAACAACGUGGACAGCGAGUAUCGUGUCAUCUUCCAGCUGGACGAGGCGAUCACCGCACCCCUGCUCGGUCUGGACUAUCACAAGGACAACAAGACAGAGUCGUCCAACAUCAAGUUUGUUCGCAACUUGUUGGACACGAUGAGAGACGCAUGCUACGAGAUCAUUGGCUAUGGAUUCACACAUGCCGAUGAGAUGUGGUCCAUCGCCACGCUGCCCAAGAUCCUCUCCGACUCUGUCUUUUCACAUUUGGAGGUGUGUGAGAACAGACACAUCAAGCUCAUCAGUCGACACGUGCUCCUCUUCCUCCUAAAGUACUGUCCACAAAAGUUACAGCCACAAUUCUUUGACGCCCUAUUCCCUCACCUACUUUCCAUUCUAUUCAGCAGGAUAAAGUCUGGUUGGGAGGUGAUCAAUCAAAGAUCACAAAAGGAACAUAAUGACUCAGAGACAGAGAUAAUGGAGAUUAUUAAUGAUAAGAUACUGCGAGACUUGACUCUGGAGUUCACGCUUUGGGUUAAGGACUUUACUUUACAUCCAACAAUCUUCAAGAACCCUGAUAUUGUCUCAGGAUUGGUGUAUGGACUCAGUGCUUGCCUACUUUGCACUGAUCAUGGCAUUGUGAACAAAGCCACACCAAUCAGUCUGCAGGUGAUCGAGUUGAUUGGAGACGACCCACAAUACUAUAAGCUGAUUGGCAGCGACAUGUUUGGAAUAUGUCUCAAGGUGCUCAUUCAGAACAAGGUGCCCGACUUGUUAUCCGACUUCAUUGCCGUGGUGCGAGCCAUCUAUGUCAAACUGUUGGGCAAGUCACAGUACCCCAACCAGGUGCUCUCAAUGCUGCCCAACGUCAAUCCAACUGUGCUCAGUCAGCUGGAGGCCGAGGUCACCGCUGCCAAGACCGAGAAGUUGCAAAAGGCCACACUCAAGAAGGUGCUGGACGAGGUGAUUGGCAUCAACAUGUCCAAGUUGAAGAAGCAGUCCAUCCUGGACCUUCCCGAGAAGCUGUUCGUAAGCAAGAUGGCCGGUGAAUCUUUAUUGGACAGCGAGCAGAAGAAUAUUCUGCCAGAGUCCUUCUUCAGUUAA
Messenger RNA from Acytostelium subglobosum LB1, 3408 nucleotides. RefSeq lists its product as hypothetical. NCBI's taxonomy places the organism in Eukaryota, Evosea, Eumycetozoa, Acytosteliales, Acytosteliaceae. Gene Ontology annotation, cellular component: nucleus; RNA nuclear export complex; cytoplasm. The record is from RefSeq and is a predicted model, not a curated record. Gene Ontology annotation, molecular function: RNA binding; small GTPase binding; nuclear export signal receptor activity. Bases 1 to 3408 code for a protein of 1135 amino acids. Gene Ontology annotation, biological process: protein export from nucleus; RNA export from nucleus. The transcript is spliced from 5 exons.